This is a messenger RNA of Exophiala spinifera, 1113 nucleotides long. RefSeq lists its product as uncharacterized. Lineage: Eukaryota; Fungi; Ascomycota; Eurotiomycetes; Chaetothyriales; Herpotrichiellaceae. The record is from RefSeq and is a predicted model, not a curated record. The coding region runs from base 1 to 1113 and encodes 370 amino acids. Gene Ontology annotation, molecular function: oxidoreductase activity. The transcript has a single exon. Gene Ontology annotation, cellular component: mitochondrion.
AUGGAGUACCGUGCACUCGUUCUCACUUCUCAUGAUCGUCCUCCAAUCCUGGAGCGCCGAGCGAAACCCACGCCCAAGUCCGGCGAAGCUAUCGUUCGAAUCCUUACGGUCGCCGUGGUCCCAUACAUGGGCGAGAUUCUUGACGGCAGUCGAGGCUAUCCGCUAUCGCUUCCAUUAACACCUGGUGGUUCAGCAAUUGGCCGCAUCGAGGAAGUCGGACCGGACGCGGUGCAUCUUGCCAAAGGGCAGCUCGUGUUUUGCGACGUCACAAUUCGUGCGAGAGACAAUCCCUCUGUAUCUAUCCUGUUCGGCAUCCAUGGUGGCGGCUACCCAGAGGCGCAGAAGCUGAUGGAUGGAGAAUGGAGAGAUGGAACUUAUAGCGAGUUCGCGAAAUUUCCUCUCGAGAACCUUUAUCCCCUCAACGAAAAUGUUCUCCUAAACCAGCGAGGUUUCACUGUCCCCGAACUUGCUGCUCUGGCUGUCUGCCUCGUUCCCUUUGGCGGCUUGAGUGAGAUUGGCCUCUCGCCGGGAGACUCUGUUAUUGUCGCUCCAGCAACCGGAUACUAUGGCGGCGCUGCUGUCUCAGUUGCCAUUGCAAUGGGAGCAACUGUGGUUGCCGCUGGUCGUAACAAGGCUGCACUGGACAAUCUGGCUGCGGUUUAUGCGUUAACUGGACGCCUGAAGACUGUCGUCCUCAGCGGUAACUCCGCGGAGGAUACUGAUGCUCUGAGGCGCGCAUCCUUGAACCCUGAGGGGGCAGACGCUUUCAUUGACCUAUCUCCUCCAGAAGCCGCCAAUGCUACGCACAUUACGAGUGCAAUGUGUGCCCUGCGCCCGUUCGGCAAAUGUGUUCUUAUGGGAGGUGCAAAGGGGACUUUCGAGUUUCCGUACCUAACCAUCAUGUUCAAGAACUUGAGGAUUCAGGGAAGGUUUAUGUACGAGCGAGACCAUAUUUUGAAACUCAUCAAACUUAUCGAAAGAGGUUCUCUUGGACUCGGAAAAGCUAUUGGCAUCAAAAACCUACAAAAGUUUGAUUUGGAUCAUGCCAUGGAUGCGGUAAAAGCUGCUGCAGCAUCGAAAGGCUGGGGAUCGCAAGUCUUGUUAACACCGUAG